Xiphophorus maculatus (southern platyfish) is the source of this 3248-nucleotide messenger RNA. RefSeq names its product upstream stimulatory factor 2-like (gene usf2). Bases 1460 to 2389 code for a protein of 309 amino acids. The record is from RefSeq and is a predicted model, not a curated record. The transcript has 9 exons. Gene Ontology annotation, biological process: regulation of transcription by RNA polymerase II. Gene Ontology annotation, molecular function: protein dimerization activity; DNA-binding transcription factor activity, RNA polymerase II-specific; RNA polymerase II cis-regulatory region sequence-specific DNA binding. Lineage: Eukaryota; Metazoa; Chordata; Actinopteri; Cyprinodontiformes; Poeciliidae.
UGUUUUCUUCCCAAUUAUUUAGAUUUUAAUCAGAAAAUGAAUAUUUGCUGUUUGGUCUGGCUUUCUUUAUUAUUGCAAUAAAUUGUGAGUUGUUUCAUCUAAAGUCAGAAACAUUUCCUUCAGAGUGCCUCAUAUGAUGCUGGAGAUCAGACACACACAGGAACAACAGGAGCAACAACCUGGCCUGAGUUCAAGUUUAUCACAUUUAGCCUUAAGAUCAAGUUCCCAGACUGGUGACAAAUAUUUACUGACUCACAUUUUCUGUCAGUUUUUCAAACAAGAUUGCUGUAAUAUAAAUUUUUUGAUCACACAGUUGCUUAUAUUUAAUAAAUUACUAAUAUAAAACAGAAAACCUUUGUGUUACGAACAACAGACCGAGUUUUAACAGAACCCCGGGAACAGAGCCGACCCAAACUGCCACUAACAAUAUGGCGGCGGCGAUGACCUGUUUGCUCAUCUUCUCUCUCCCCCUUGUGUUUGCGCUUCACCGCCAUCUGGCGGCGCUUUUAACGAACUGCAGCUGGUUCGGCGAUACGCCCUGCGGACAUGUAAUGUGUCCCAGCUCUGCCUCCUAAAACCUGGAUCUUUACCUCCAACAGAGCUGAAAACACGCCUGAUGCGCAGUAAAUCACUAAUAUCGGUUUAGUGUUCGGUUGGGACUUAAAAUGGACCCCGGCUGUCAUAAAACUGGGCCGUGAGGAGCUUUUUCCUGGCAGACAUGGCUGGUUUUUGUCAUGUGGUUUGUGAGAAAACCCGUAUUGGAUCUCUGUGGUCACCUGAGUGAAGAAGCUGAAAAAACCCCCACUGAUGAGCGGAGUGUCAGCGAAUUAGUGGGAGAAAACACGCCGAGUGGGUUUGUAGAAAAAUAUUCACGAGUAUAUCCGAACAGAAAGCUCACAAUCCGAGAGAAAAUCCGUUUUAUUCCACAAAAACCCGCAAAAACAGCAACAGGAACAGAUUCUGAGCCUUAAAAUGGGUUGAAUCGAGUCACGUGGCUACAACAACACAAUCUUAUGUUUUAGGCAUAAAACUUAACAAACAGGGAUUAAAACAAUACUGGUUUUAUGCCGUCGAGAGGAGCGUAAAGGAGUCCACUCCGCGUCUUAUUGGGCGCAUUAAGAGUCGCAGUUUUGGCGCAGAAACAGCCGCAGAGCUCUUAGAGGACAGAGAGGACAAAAAGAUCCGGUUCCGUGUGUUUUCAGCCAGGAUCCGGCUUCUGUUGGCGGUUCCAGCCGCUAUAAACCCGUCUUGAGCGGACCGAACCCCGGGCCGCAGCUCCUUCUCGGUCUGCCCGAUCACAGCGCCUCCUCAGCGGCCUCCAGCUGCGCACCUGCCCGCUCCGCGGCUCACGUGUCCCGGACUGUCUUCCUCACAUGACCCGGGUGUUUGUCCCCGUGAUCAGCGCCUCCAUCUCCGUCCAUCCGAGCUGCUGAAGUUUCUUACAUCCUGGGAAGGCUUGAUGGAGAUGCUGGAGCAGAGCCUGGAGGGCUCGGUGAGUCACGCCAAACAGGAAGCAGAAGAAGUGGUGCAGCUGCAGGAAGGAGAAGCUGUCGGGACGGAUGGACAGUCGGCGGUCACCAUCACCAGCGUCCCCCAGGCUGCCUUCACCGACCACGGCGUUCAGUACCAGUUCCGCACCGAGAACAACGGCGGACAGGUGACCUAUCGGGUGGUUCAGGUAACCGAGGAUCAGCUGGAAGCGACGGCGGAGGCGACCGGCGCCGUCAGCGUCGUCUCCGCCGCUGCGUUCGCUGGAGCUCCUCAAGCCGUGGCUCAGGCGGUUAUCCAGAACUCCUUCAGUAACGGAGGCAGUCCAGGUGGGGACGCCGUUGGAGGAGAAACUCGUUUCGCUUAUUUUCCUGCGGCCGCCGUCACCGACGGAACGGCGGUGUCGGUCCAGGGCGCCGACCCGGCCAUCACCCAGGCGGGCGGCCAGUUUUACGUCAUGAUGAGUCCGUCGGAGGUUCUGCAGACGGCCAGUCCUCGCACCAUCGCACCCAGAACUCACACCUACACUACGAAGGUCGAAGGUCCGCGGGCCCCCAGAGACGAGAGGCGACGAGCUCAGCACAACGAAGUGGAGAGAAGAAGACGAGACAAGAUCAACAACUGGAUCGUCACGCUGUCGAAGCUGAUCCCGGACUGCAGCGUGGACACCAGAACCGGAGCGAGCAAAGGAGGCAUCCUGUCGAAGGCCUGCGACUACAUCCGGGAGCUGCGGCAGAACAACCAGCGGCUGCAGGACGGCUACAAGGAGGUGGAGCGGGUGGAGAUGGACAACGAGCUGCUCAGGCAACAGAUGGAGGAGCUGAAGAACGAGAACGCUCUGCUCCGAGCUCAGCUGCAGCAGCACGGCGUGGAGGUCAACGGGGACGAGACGCCGCAGUGAGCGCUGGACCCCGCAGCGUCAACACGACCCCCUUCAUCCCCGGUGGACCCGACCCGGAGCGGGGAUGGCGCCGCCUCCUGCCCUGACAGCUCUUCACCUGCGCACGGCUCCCAACCUCCUCAUCUCGGCUUCUUCCUGCACUCCGGCCUCCUCGUGUGCGAAGCUACUGGUCAUGACCUGAACGUUGAGAUGCCGCUGGACUCGGACCGGGCCGCUGGACUCGGACCGGGCCGCUGGACUCUGACCGGGCCACUGGACUCGGACCGGGCUGCUGGACUCUGACCAAGCCGCUGGACUCGGACCGAGCCACUGGACUCGGACCGGGCCGCUGGACUUGGACACAGUUGAAGGCUUUUACUUUUAGAUUUUUUUUGUUGUUGACGUAGCUCAGGUAACGGGACGCGGAGAACCUCUGUAGGAAGUUGGGUUUAGUCCCCGUUGGAUGAAGCGUACAGAAACUGAUCUCAGAGACGAUUUUUAGCAUUUCUGCUCUGUCUGCUGGGCAUUAACUGAUACUGUUAGUAGAACCUCGCCUUGGGGAACCAGAACCGGCGGGUUUUUGCUGUGCGAUCUGGGAUCAGCUCCUCCAACCGUACUGACGACUAGCGAGCUUCUGUUUACACUGAAAAUCACGGCGACUUGGACGCAGAACCAGUGGCAUGACUAAUCCUGACACAAUAAAACAGACGUAUUUAUGUCUGACUGAAUUUCUCUCAAAGUUUUCAGGAAAAAUACAAUAUGAUCACCGUCUGGCUUGCCGUUGGGCUGAAGAUGACCUUUGACCCAUUCCUAUGUUGAUGGACAGCAACAGUUGCUUCUCUGAGGUCAUUGCUGAUGUCUUUCCCUCUUGGUGUUGCAU